AUGACCACCCUAAUCCAAGACUCCAUAGCCGGCCACCUCGUCCGCCUCCUCACCCACGGCCGCGUCUUCCAAUACGCCGAAGAAAAAGACCCCUCGUUAUGGCAGCGCUACAUUAACCUGGAAAAGUCCAGUCGCAUGGCGUAUCACGGUCGGGUGGACUCAAUUGAUAGCCCUGAAGACGAUGACGAUGCAGUUAGUAAUGGGGCUUCUGUGUCGAGGAUUCCGUCGACGGCGUGGACGCAUAAGGGGCAUAAAUACCAGGGGUUGACGGGGGUGAGGAUUAAUCCUGAAAAGGGGAAGGAUGUGAAUGUUAUUGAUUGGUGGAAUGAGAAAGACAUCGAGAACCCCCAAAACUGGCCGAUGUGGAAAAAAGCCUUUGUGACGCUGGAAAUCUGCCUCCUCACCUUCAGCGUGUAUAUUGGCAGUGCCAUAUUCACGCCCGGCAUCCCCUCUGUCACGCAGGAAUUCCACAUCAGCAGCGUUGCAGCCACACUCGGUCUGACGCUGUUCGUGGCUGGAUACGGCCUGGGUCCGCUGAUCUGGUCGCCCAUGAGUGAGAUUCCCCAGAUUGGGCGUAAUCCGGUGUAUAUCGCUACGCUGGCUGUGUUUGUGGCGCUGCAGGUGCCGACUGCGCUGGCUGGCAAUCUGGGGACGUUGUUGGCGUUUCGAUUUUUGACGGGUUUCUUUGGGUCGCCUGCUUUGGCUACUGGCGGUGCUACGAUCGCAGACAUGUAUGCACCCUCGAAACGGGCAUACGGGAUAGGCAUCUGGGGCAUCAGCGCCAUCUGCGGACCAGUAUUAGGUCCAUUAGUCGGUGGUUUCGCAGCACAAGCAGAGUCCUGGCGAUGGACCAUCUGGGAAUUAAUGUGGCUGGCCGGUUUCUCUCUGCUGCUGCUCAUCUUCCUCCUCCCAGAGACAUCAUCGUCCAACAUCCUCUACCGCCGUGCGCGUCGUCUCCGCAACCUCACCGGGCGCCAUCACCUCAAAAGCGAGCCUGAAAUCGAAAGCGAAGAUCUCAUGGGCAGGGAGAUCGUCAUGAUCACUCUCGUCCGUCCGUUCACCCUCAACUUUCUCGAACCAAUGGUCUUCCUGCUCAACCUGUACAUCGCCCUUAUCUACGGCCUGCUCUAUGUCUGGUUUGAGUCAUUCUCCAUCGUCUUCACAGGCAUCUACGGCUUCAACCUCGGCCAACUGGGCCUCGCAUUCAUCGGUAUCCUCACCGGCGCCAUCAUCACCAUCCCCCCGUAUUACUGGUGGAUGAACAAAUACCUCGAACCAAAAUUCGACUCAAACGGCAACGUAUCUCCCGAAGCCCGUCUCCCACCCGCGUGUAUCGGCGGCUGCUUCAUCCCAAUCUGUCUCUUCUGGUUCGGCUGGAGUGCGCGCCCAGACGUCCAUUGGAUAAUGCCAAUCGUCGGAUCGGGAUUCUUCUCCAUCGGCGCGUUCCUCCUCUUUAACCCCGUGCUGAAUUACCUGCCUGAUGCGUACCCGGCCUAUGCGGCUUCUGUGCUUGCGGGGAAUGAUCUGUUUCGGUCGUCGUUUGGUGCAGGCUUUCCGCUGUUUGCGUCAGCGAUGUAUAACAAUCUCGGUGUUGGGUGGGCGAGUUCGACGCUGGCGUUUUUGUCGAUUGUGUUUAUUCCUAUUCCGGUGGUUUUGAUGAGGUAUGGAGAGACUUUGAGAAAGAACUACAGUCGAUACGCACGAAAGGAUAUAUAA
Messenger RNA from Aspergillus wentii DTO 134E9, 1716 nucleotides. RefSeq names its product MFS transporter. The record is from RefSeq and is a predicted model, not a curated record. The coding region runs from base 1 to 1716 and encodes 571 amino acids. Gene Ontology annotation, biological process: xenobiotic detoxification by transmembrane export across the plasma membrane. The transcript is spliced from 4 exons. Gene Ontology annotation, cellular component: membrane. Gene Ontology annotation, molecular function: xenobiotic transmembrane transporter activity; fluconazole transmembrane transporter activity. NCBI's taxonomy places the organism in Eukaryota, Fungi, Ascomycota, Eurotiomycetes, Eurotiales, Aspergillaceae.